UCAAAAUUCUACUGUCAAUGUCAAAAUAACUAAUAUACUGCAGUUUGAUUAUUUAAUUUUUUAUAAUAAGAAAAUAAAAAAAUAAUAAUGGUCCUUACAAAAGAAUAUAGAAUUUGCAUGCCUAUGACCGUGGAGGAGUAUCGUAUCGGCCAAUUGUAUAUGAUCGCGAGACAUAGCUUCGAGCAAUCAAGCAAUGGAGAAGGUGUUGAGGUAGUAGCAAAUGAACAAAUAAAUGAUGAGACAAAUGGAGUUGGCCAGUUCACUGAAAAAAGGAUUCAUUUGUCCAGUCACUUACCCUAUUGGAUCCAAAGUCUAAUACCAAAGAUUUUUUAUGUCACUGAAAAAGCAUGGAAUUUUUACCCAUUUACAAUUACUGAAUACACAUGUUCUUUCAUUCCAAAAUUCUCAAUAUCAAUUCAAACAAGAUAUGAAGACAACAAUGGCUCCACCUACAAUUGUCUGGGCUUAACAUCUGAUGAAUUAGAAGUGAGAGAAGUUGAUUUCUUGGACAUAGCUUUUGAUGAGAUUAAACCACAUCACUACAAAGAGUCUGAAGACCCUAAACUGUUUAAGUCUGAAAAGUCUGGUCGUGGCCCGCUCGUUGAAGGAUGGCGAGAUGAACUUAAACCAAUCAUGUGCUGUUACAAAGUAGUCCAUGCCAAGUUUGAAGUCUGGGGGUUGCAAACCAAAGUGGAAGACUAUGUUCAAGCAGCUAUUAGAGAAAUCCUUCUUCUUGGACACCGCCAAGCUUUUACAUGGAUGGAUGAAUGGUUCAACAUGACUAUAGAAGAUGUCAGGAGUUAUGAAAAGGAAAUGCAAACGAAAACGAACAUGAAGGUCAAAACAGCGCUAGAUGAUGCAGAGAGCAAUCAAGAGGGGCAAGACAGUAAGAAAUCAUCACAGCCGCCAACUCCAAAGACACCAAAAAGUCCCCUAGGGACACCCUCAUCGGAAUCCAAGUCCUGGUUUUCUUGGUCAUAAUUUAAUCCUAGAAGAGGAUCUAUAGCCACUCCUCUGUCUAAGCAGGGUUUAGUUUUGUUGACACAAUGUGUUCAUCUGUUGCCUUCCUCUUAUAUCAUUCAUGUACCAUAGAUAAUUAUUUAUUUAAAAUCAUUCUCAAAUCGCAUUUAGUGUAAUUAAUGCAACGAAAUAGGUCGAACCGUUUGAAAUUUAAUUGAAACUAAAUUCUUAAUUAAUAUGAGAAAUGUUUAAACUAUUUUUAAAUUUAACUU
Vanessa tameamea is the source of this 1232-nucleotide messenger RNA. It is a transcript of the gene rdgBbeta, whose product is annotated as cytoplasmic phosphatidylinositol transfer protein 1. Gene Ontology annotation, biological process: phospholipid transport. NCBI's taxonomy places the organism in Eukaryota, Metazoa, Arthropoda, Insecta, Lepidoptera, Nymphalidae. The record is from RefSeq and is a predicted model, not a curated record. Gene Ontology annotation, cellular component: cytoplasm. The coding region runs from base 88 to 981 and encodes 297 amino acids. The transcript is spliced from 8 exons. Gene Ontology annotation, molecular function: phosphatidylinositol binding; phosphatidylinositol transfer activity.